CUUCACCUUCACUUUCACUGAACUUUAUACCACCACAGAGAUGAAGCAGCGUUUUUCAGCGCUGGACGUGUCAGCCCAGGUCGCUGAAUUACGGCUCAGGCUGGUGGGACUUCGACUGCAAAAUGUUUACGAUAUAAACCAACGAACAUACCUAUUCAAAUUCUCACGGCCCGACCAUAAGGAGAUUAUUCUCAUUGAAUCUGGAAUUCGCAUGCAUUCCACGGAAUUUACCCGUGAGAAGUCAAACACCCCCUCACACUUUGCCAUGAAGCUGCGCAAGCACCUACGGACACGACGACUGAAUGCCCUUGAUCAGCUUGGAGCAGACAGGGUGGUGGAUAUGAGGUUUGGAGAGGGAGAGACAGCAUACCAUGUUAUAGUCGAGUUCUACGCGUCCGGCAACAUCAUACUGACGGAUCACGAAUACAAGAUACUCGCAUUGCUGCGAGUUGUCGAGCUGGACGCACCCAGCACUGCAGCAUCAGGUGCAGUACAACAAUCUGGACAAAAGUCGACGGACGACACUGAAACGAGGUUCGCUGUCGGAGAGGGUUACGACGUGUCAAGGGCGCGGCCGUUCGAAGAUAUUACGCUUCAGAAGAUUCGAUCCAUUCUCGAAAAUGCUAUAGCCGAAGUAGGAAAUGUAUCAGAAUCCACAUCCGUUACGGAGGCCGACGGCAGAGGGGCGAAGACAGGAAAGAAAAAGACCUCAGCGAAAUGGGGAGGAAAGGAUAAGAAGAAAGGAAAAGACGCAUCGCUCCGAAAAGUGAUUCGAGAAAAGCUAGGUCCGGAUUAUGGCCCAGCUUUAGUGAGCACUGCCUUCGAUUCCGGACUGGAUGUAACAUGAAGGUGGAUUCAACUUGGACCUAAAUGAGGACUCGCCUAUAUAACAAAGCUGUUAG
Spizellomyces punctatus DAOM BR117 is the source of this 902-nucleotide messenger RNA. RefSeq lists its product as uncharacterized. Gene Ontology annotation, molecular function: tRNA binding; ribosomal large subunit binding. Gene Ontology annotation, biological process: ribosome-associated ubiquitin-dependent protein catabolic process; rescue of stalled cytosolic ribosome. The transcript is spliced from 2 exons. Bases 41 to 847 code for a protein of 268 amino acids. Gene Ontology annotation, cellular component: RQC complex. The record is from RefSeq and is a predicted model, not a curated record. Lineage: Eukaryota; Fungi; Chytridiomycota; Chytridiomycetes; Spizellomycetales; Spizellomycetaceae.